This is a messenger RNA of Solanum pennellii, 7226 nucleotides long. Its product is annotated as protein NETWORKED 1D-like. The coding region runs from base 431 to 6931 and encodes 2166 amino acids. The record is from RefSeq and is a predicted model, not a curated record. The transcript is spliced from 4 exons. Gene Ontology annotation, molecular function: actin filament binding. Lineage: Eukaryota; Viridiplantae; Streptophyta; Magnoliopsida; Solanales; Solanaceae. Gene Ontology annotation, cellular component: plasma membrane.
GGACGUUACUCCUAACUGCGCCAACUUUUUGUCUCUUUCUUGUCCUUUUUACCCUUGCUUCCCUGUUCUUCUUCUCCUAUACUAUUUCACACUUUUAGCUCCUCAUACAACAGUAGGUAUAAUCACAGCUAAGCGUAUCAAGAGCCAAACUUUUUUACAGAGAGAUCUAACUGCGAAAAUGGGUUGAUCUGGAAAAACCCAAAUCAAGUAAUUAAGGAGUUAUUGUUCAUUUUUGCGGCUGAUAAUCCCAGUUUUGAUUUCAUUUUCUUGGGACUAAUAGAACAAUAUUUGGAACUUUCAUCAGUGAGCAUUGAAUUGGGUGUCUCAAAGUUGUAGUAUAUUUGUUUUGGAAAGCCAUAUUUUUUUUCCCUGGCUUACAUUUGCUGAGUUUGGAGGGAAUUUGUAUAAUUUGUUAUAUAAACUUGGGAAGAUGGCUGCUUUGUCGCAUCAAGAUUCUCGACGUAUGUACUCAUGGUGGUGGGAUAGUCAUAUCAGCCCCAAAAACUCAAGAUGGCUUCAGGAGAAUCUCACAGAUAUGGAUGUCAAGGUUAAAGGAAUGAUCAAACUCAUUAAUGAAGAUGCUGAUUCUUUUGCAAGGAGAGCAGAGAUGUACUAUAAAAAACGUCCAGAGUUGAUGAAAUUUGUAGAAGAAUUCUAUAGAGCAUACCGUGCAUUGGCUGAAAGAUAUGAUCACGCAACCGGUGUGAUCCGGCACGCCCACCGGACCAUGACAGAUUUAGGACUUGGAGAUGAUUCACCUGCAGGUUCUGAUCCUCAAACACCAGAGCUAUCGCCAAUGCUUAGUCUUUUUGACCUUGAAGAGCUGCAGAAAGAUGCUCUUGGAGUCGCUGCAUCUAAUACUCAUGAUCUCAAGAGCAAUGGAGGAUUCACAGAUGAGUCACACUCAGUGAUGAAAAGAAAAGUAUUCAAGCAGCGCAAUAAUUUGUUUGGCGACCAGGGAAGGUUUGCUGACGGAAGGGUUAGGAAGGGUCUGAAUUUUAGUGAGGCAGACGAGAAAGUAGUGCAGACCAAUGAGAGCAACAGUUUGCAAACUCGAGCACUUCAAGAUUCAGAGCGCAUGGUUGAAUCUGAGGAGAUUCUGAAGUUAAAGAAAGCACUUGCCCAAGUGGAAGCUGAGAAAGAAGCAGGCCUUAUCCAGUACCAACAGACAUUGGAGAAAUUAUCUCACCUGGAGUCAGAAGUGUCCCGUGCCAGAGAAGAUUCCCGAGGAUUUGGUGAACGAGCAAGCAAAGCUGAAGUUGAAGCCCAGACUUUAAGGGAUGCACUUUCUGCAUUGGGAGCUGAAAAAGAUGCUAAUCUUAAGUUGUAUCAGAAGUCCUUAGAAAUGAUUUCUGAGUUGGAGAAUACUGUAUCCCAUGCUCAAGAGAACUCUGUUACAGUUGAUGAAAGUGCUAGCAAGGCUGAACUUGAAGCCCAAACUUUAAGAGAAGAUCUUGCAAAUGUAGCAGCUGAAAAAGAUGAAGCUCUUAAGCAGUACAUGCAAUCACUUGAGAUGAUAGCAAAUCUGGAGAACAAAUUGCAGUGUGCUGAAGAAGAUGCCAAAAAAUUAACUGAGAGAGCUGAAACAGCAGAAAAUGAGAUUGAAUUUCUCAAACAAGAAAUCCUAAAAUUCACUGGGGAGAAAGAAGCUGCAGCUCUGCAGCUCCAGCAAUGCUUGGAAACCAUCUCCACUCUAGAGCAUAAGCUUUCUUGUGCCAAAGAGGAGGCCCAAAGGUUGAAUGCAGAGAUCAAUAACGGAGUUGCCAAGUUAGAAGAUGCAGAAGAGCGCUGCCUUUUGUUAGAAAAAUCCAAUAAAUCUCUUCAUUCUGAGCUGGAAUCUCUGACACUGAAGAUGGGUGUGCAAAAUCAAGAGCUUACAGAAAAGCAGAAGGAACUGGGAACGUUGUGGACUUGUGUACAAGAAGAACGUUUGCGUUUUGUUGAGGCUGAGACUGCUUUCCAAACUCUGCAGCAUCUUCAUGCCAAAGCUCAGGAAGAAAUGAGGGCUCUUGCUUCAGAGCUUCAGAAUCGGUUACAGGUGUUGAAGGACUUAGAAAUGCAUAAUCAAACAUUGCUGGGUGAAAUCCAGAAGAUUAAAGAGGAGAACAAGAGCCUCGGUGAAAUAAAUGUAUCUUCAGCUCUAUCCAUGAGGGAUAUGCAAAAUGAGAUAUCCAGCUUAAGUGAAGCGAAGGGUAAACUCGAGCUAGAGGUUGAGCUUCGGAUGGAUCAAAGAAAUGCUCUUCAGCAAGAAAUCUACUGCCUUAAGGAAGAACUUAAUGAUCAUAACAAGAAACUAUUAUCUAUUGUGACACAGGUGCAGGCAGUGGGCCUUGAUCCAGAAUGCUUUGAAUCAUCUGUAAAGGAGCUGCAACAUGAAAAGUCAAAUCUUGGAGAAACCUGUGAGAGGGAAAGAAGUGAAAAAAUAGCUCUUCUGGAGAAGCUACAAGUGUUCGAAGAGCUUCUUGAGAAAAACUCCAUUCUGGAAAACUCUCUGUCAGAUUUGAGUGCUGAACUAGAAGCUGUGAGAGGCAGUUUAAAGGCAUUAGAAGAUUCUUGUCAAUCUCUUCUACAGGAGAAAUCUGCACUUCUCAAUGACAAAGUUACUUUAACUAGUGAGCUACAGGUAACAAUUGAGAAUCUGGAAGAAGUCUCAGCUAAGAAUACUGUUCUGGAAAAUUCCCUUUCUGAUGCUCAUGCGGAACUACAAAACUUAAAGGUAAAAUCAAAGAGCUUAGAGGAAUCAUGUGAAGUACUAGUCAAAGAGAAAGCAGAUCUUGGUCGUGAAAAGGAAAAUCUAUUUUCUCAGUUGCAAGCUGCACAAAUUGCACUGCAUGAUAUAGUGGGAAAGUAUUCAGGACUGGAACAAAGACAUUCAACCUUGGAGAAAGAGAAUGAAUUGACACUUCGUGCAUUUGAAGAACUGAGGGUUUCUUUGGAUGCAAAAAACUGUGAACAUGAGAGUUUUGUCCACACGACUGGGGUACGGUUGGCUGGCAUGAAAUCAGAAAUUCAUGUUUUGCAGGAAGAAUGUGAAUUAAGAAAGCAAGAUUUUGAUAAGCUUCUAGAAAAAGCUAUUGAGUCUGACAUUCUCAACUUCACCUUACAGACAUCUUCCCAAGAUCUUGAAGGAAAGGGCUCUUCUUUGCUGGGUGAGUAUCAGAAGCUUUUUGAAGCAUCUACAUUUUCUAAAACUUUAAUUUCUGAUUUAAAGCAGAAGAAUGUUGAACAAAAAAUAGAAAUGACAUCCUUGUUUGAUCAAGUUAGUAUUCUGAGAAAUGGGAUAUUCAAGUUGCUGAAGGCUCUUGAUAUUGUUCCAAACCAUGCAUGUCAGGACAGGAAAGACCAAGUACAUCUUGACCAUAUUUUUCAUAGAGUUGAAGCAUCUAAAGAAUCCUUCGACAAAACUGAGGAAGAAAAUCAUCAGAGGGCUAUUCAGAUGAAUGUUCUUGUCACAUUGCUGGAGCAGAUAAAAUUAGAGGUGGAGGCUCUUGAUGCUGAAAAAACAAUUAUUAGCCAAGAGUUGAAUUUCAAAUCGGAGCAAUUAUUGGCAUUGCAGAGUGAAGCCGCUGCACUCAAGGAGGUUAGUGAAGAACUGAAAUUGAAAAUAAUGGAGACAGGUCGUAAAGGGGAACUUCUAGAAAUUGAAAAUUGUAACCUGGCAAAAGCAUUACAGUUGGCAGAAGAUGAGUUGAAGACUGUUAAAGGUAUGAUGGAUCAGCUCAAUUUUCAAGUAGUUGCUAGCAAAAAUCUGAUGUCUGAAAAGGACACUGAGCUUCAAAGAAUGGAACAGAAGCUUUAUCUUAGUGAAACUGAGAAAGCUGUGUUGCAUCAAGUUUUGAUGAACGAAGUCGCUGCACUCAAAGAGGGUAGUGAAGAACUGAAAUUGAAAAUAAGGGAGAAAGAUCACAGAGGGGAACUGCUAGAAAUUGAAAAUUGUGACCUAGCAAAAGCAUUGCAGUUGGCAGAGGAUGAGUUGAAGACUCUUAAAAGUAUGACUGAUCAGCUCAAUGUUCAAGUAAACGUUGGCAAGAAUCUGUUGUCUGAGAAGGACACUGAGCUUCAGGGAAUGGAACAGAAGCUUUAUCUUACUGAAACUGAGAAAGCUGUGUUGCAUCAAAUUUUGAUGAAUGAAGUCGCUGCACUCAAAGAGGGUAGUGAAGAACUGAAAUUGAUAAUAAGGGAGAAAGAUCACAGAGGGGAACUGCUAGAAAUUGAAAACUGUGACCUAGCAAAAGCAUUGCAGUUGGCAGAGGAUGAGUUGAAGACUCUUAAAAGUAUGACUGAUCAGCUCAAUGUUCAAGUAAACGUUGGCAAGAAUCUGUUGUCUGAGAAGGACACUGAACUUCAGGGAAUGGAACAGAAGCUUUAUCUUACUGAAACUGAGAAAGCUGUGUUGCAUCAAAUUUUGAUGAAUGAAGUCGCUGCACUCAAAGAGGGUAGUGAAGAACUGAAAUUGAUAAUAAGGGAGAAAGAUCACAGAGGGGAACUGCUAGAAAUUGAAAACUGUGACCUAGCAAAAGCAUUGCAGUUGGCAGAGGAUGAGUUGAAGACUCUUAAAAGUAUGACUGAUCAGCUCAAUGUUCAAGUAAACGUUGGCAAGAAUCUGUUGUCUGAGAAGGACACUGAACUUCAGGGAAUGGAACAGAAGCUUUAUCUUACUGAAACUGAGAAAGCUGUGUUGCAUCAAAUUUUGAUGAAUGAAGUCGCUGCACUCAAAGAGGGUAGUGAAGAACUGAAAUUGAUAAUAAGGGAGAAAGAUCACAGAGGGGAACUGCUAGAAAUUGAAAACUGUGACCUAGCAAAAGCAUUGCAGUUGGCAGAGGAUGAGUUGAAGACUCUUAAAAGUAUGACGGAUCAGCUCAGUCUUCAAGUAAAUGUUGGCAAAAAUCUGUUGUCUGAGAAGGACACUGAGCUUCAGGGAACGGAACAGAAGCUUUAUCUUACUGAAACUGAGAAAGCUGUGUUGCAUCAAAUUUUGAUGAAUGAAGUCGCUGCACUCAAAGAGGGUAGUGAAGAACUGAAAUUGAAAAUAAGGGAGAAAGAUCACAGAGGGGAACUGCUAGAAAUUGAAAAUUGUAACCUGGCAAAAGCAUUGCAGUUGGCAGAAGAUGAGUUGAAGACUGUUAAAAGUAUGACGGAUCAGCUCAAUCUUCAAGUAAAUGUUGGCAAAAAUCUGUUGUCUGAGAAGGACACUGAGCUUCAGGGAAUGGAACAAAAGCUUUAUCUUACUGAAACUGAGAAAGCUGUAUUGCAUCAAAUUUUGAAGAACUUGAGCAGAGAACUUAUUGGGAGUAAAAUAAUUAUGGAGGACCAAGAAAAGAAGAUCCUAAAGUUGUGUGCUGACAGUAACCAACUGCGCACAGAAAACAUGCACCUCUUUGAGGCCAGUCAGCUAUUGCAGGAAGGGCUUCAGCAAUCGCGUGGUGAGCUUGAAAAGCUAAAGAUGCAAGAGGAAGCAUUGCACUCUGAGCUCCAGAAGCAAUUGAAUGAGACUGAGACAUGGAAGUUAGAGAUGGAUGUGCUUUUAGGUGAGUUGCAGGUCUCGAUGUUCUACCAUAUCCUUUAUGAGCAGAAGAUUCAUGAGCUUGCAGAAGCAUGUCAAAGCUUUGAUGUCCAAAUCAAUUCAAAGGAUAAGAACAUUAAGCUUCUGAAAGAAAAAGUGCUCACUUUGGGUACUGAAAAUGAAGACCUUAACACUCAGUUAGCUGCAUAUAGACCUGCAAUCUUUUCUUUGAGCCAAUGCAUAUCAUCCCUAGAGAAGCAUUCCUAUUUGCAUGGGAAACCCAAAAGGCCUGAUAAUGAGGACACGAAGGGCAUUGUAGUAGCUCAUACAGAUGACACCACUCGUUUGAAAGACAAUGAAAGUGCAGUGGCAACCGAUGCAUUUUUUGAUCUGCAUGGAUUGGAAAUAAGGGUUCGAGCUGUUGAGAAGACAUUGGUUGAAAUGGAGCAGCUUGUGGUGAAGGAAAAUGUGAACAUGCAUAGCAAACUACAGGCGGCGAUGCUACAGAUUGAGGAGUUAAAGUCAGAGAGCAGCCGGCAUAGAAGAAAUUCAGCUCCUAAAUCUGAAAUCUUUGAGGCAGAAAAUGGAAUCCUCACCAAGGACAUCAUGCUUGACCGUGUAUCCGAGUCUUCAUCCUACAGAAAUGGCAGGAGAGAGCAGGCUGAUUCGAAUAAUCUAGUUUUUGACCUAUGGGAUACUACCAGUCCUACUGUUGGUAAAGCAAAGUUGGAUGAUACUCCAAAUGCUGAAAAUGAUAUCGAUUUCCAUAAACGUGUUAUAUCAGUGAAGAAAAAGUGUCAACGUUCUACCUCAGAUGUGCUAGAUGAGAAGUACCCAGGUGGUGGCAAACUGAACAUCUCAAAGAGAUCAACGGAGUCCAUUCAAGAGGGAAACAAGAGGAGGGUCUUACAGAGGCUUGAUUCUGAUGUGCAGAAAUUAACUAACCUUCAGAUCACAGUAGUAGACUUGAAGAGGGAACUUGAGAUAACUGAGAAGGGAAAAAGGGGUAAAGCUGUAGCUGAGUCAGACACUCUCAAAGGACAGCUAAAUGAAGCUGAGGCUGCUAUUCACAAGUUAUUUGAUCUUACUGGUAAGUUGAUGAAGAACAUGGAAGACAGCUUUGGUUCUGCUGAUAUGAAAUCUGCACUGGAGUCUGAAGAGGUUGGAAAUGUUAGUAGGAGGAGAUAUUCAGAACAGGCACGGAGAGUAUCCGAGAAAAUUGGGCGACUGCAAUUAGAAGUUCAGAAGUUGCAGUUUGUUUUACUGAAACUCAACGAUGAAAGCAAAGGAAAUAACAGUAGGGUCCCGGAGACAAAAAGAAGGGUUCUACUGCGAGAUUAUCUCUAUGGUGGGGUUAGGAAAAGCAACAACAAGCGAAAGAAAUCACCAUUUUGUGCAUGCAUCCAGCCUCCAACUCAGGGAGACUGAAGUUUUAAAUAAGGUGUGCAGUUUACAUAUGUUAGUUUAACUAGUUUAUAGUUCAUUUGUGUCCAUAUUACUUUUAUAGUUUCGGUAUGAAUACAUUCAGAACCUUAGCUUCUUGGAGAGAAUUUGUUGUAUAUCCGCGUCCAGCUAAAAGAUGCAGCCUUCUUAUUUACUAAUGUUUUCGUGUUUGCUCCAAGCUUGUCUCAAAUAAUUGGGUUGUCCCUGUACAUAUUUCUUCAACCUCUGUUACUUUUGGACAUGGAUUUUGAUAUUGGUCUCAUGUUAGUUAUUUCGAUGA